CGAACUCGCCAGAGUAUUCGAAGCUGCGACGAACAUAGGAGCCAUUGUGGAUGCUGUAGGAAGAAGCACUAGUGCUGAUGCGGGACAUGGAGGCGGACAAGGGGACCACGGAGGACAGCACGAUCCACUAGCACCAGAGCGUUUCUGGCACAUAGGGGCAGUAAGAAAAGCAUUGGAUGAUCGGAGUGAAGCAUUCGGUAGAAGGGGUGGUGAGGAUGAGAGCAGAACGAAGGGGAAUGCUAAUAACUCAUCCUCGUUUUCUUCUGGAGAGGAAGGGCCUUCUUCCGACGAGGAUGACGACGCAAACCUAGGGCCAGACCAGGAUCGAGGCUUGAUCUUGAGCGCUCAAGACCGAUUUAGAUUGAGGGAAAUGAGACUGGAAAGACGACAGCGGAGACAAGUGUUUCGUACAGUAUUAAGGUUUACAAUAUUGCAUUCCCCACAAGCAUCCUUGGCUUUUUUCAAUUAGAAAAUAAGCCAAGAAUGGUCUCCUGCGGAAUCAUGCAGGAGAAAUUGCGUAACCUCUAAUAGUAGCAAGGGUAGAAAGAGCGAGGACAGGGGAGGAUAGUUUUUACUUGCCUUUCUUAAUCCAUGCAGCGAAGAAAAACGAUUUGAAAGCGGGAAGUGCGAUGAGGCAAAAGCUCCAGGCGGCGACCUCUGUUAAGCCUUCCCCGAAUCCAUCUUUGCAAGCGUGGUCUUGGAGACGUUUUCAAGGGGAAACAAGAGGCCUCGGGAUGGGCUUCGAGAUGGAUUCGGAUCAGCUCGAAUAGAAACAAGAAGAGAGCUUUCGAAUUUAUUGACUACGCGACUGCGGUCAGGGAGAAGAACAAAAAAGUGAAAAACCUCUAUCAGCAAGCAGUCAGGGACUUAAAACUGUUGCUGGAGAGGAUGGAGGAGCAACGUCGAAAAUUGAUAGAGAACGAGCUUGGAGAAGUCGGGGAGGGCGAAAUUGAUAGUUACUACAAUCUUGUUUCCCAGUGGCAAGACGUUUUGAACGACACCGAUGCACAACAAGUGUUGAAUCAAGCCGCUCAACAGAUGUAUUUCGACGAUACCAAAUCAGGUGGAAGUGGAGGCGGUCUUCGAGGACAAGCAGCUGGAACAGCAGGGCCAUUAAAACUCAUAAAGACAGGACCAGGUGCAGCGGGAUCCCCAUCAUCUCCUUCUAACACCAACAAGCUAAACUUAAGGGUUCCCAGCACAUGAUUACAUCCCUCACUAUCAUGAUCCCUGACAGACUCUUUUAUUUCCUGUACAGGAGAUGAUGAUGAGUCAGGGACGUUCAUCUGAGGAAUGUAACUGCUCCGUAGCCUCUAAUAGACGUCAUCAAUCAACUCGAGAAAAAUCCUGCUUUAGCUGUCGGGGAUCCGGGAGAAGAAACACAAAAGGGAUUUCUCAGGCUGGCUCACUCUCUCCUAGGCAGAUUGCAGAAACGCGCAGCUUAUGCCACGAGAAAAGUUCAGAGUGAAGUUUUUGAUGUGCGCUUGACACUUGGGGUUCCGCCUGCUCGUGGGAUGCAUUUGUUGAUGGGGAACAGUCACGUGAAAAGGGACGUAGGGAACUUAAGAGCGCCUGUGGGAGAAGGCGGAAGAGGUGGGAAUAUUAAGGAGUAAAGGUGGAUGAUUUCUUUCGUACUAUUCUCGUUCUUGAUGUGGCUUCUUAUAACAUCAUCUAAAAAAUGGUUCGUACGGUUUUUCUUAGAUGUUCUUGAAAUGGCUUUUGUUACCAACGCCCAUAGCAUAAGAACUUCCCCACUGGAGCACCGCACUCUGCAGUGCCCCAGUGGGGAAGUUAGAUGAAAUGGCUUUUGUUACCAACGCCCAUAGCAUAAGAACUUCCCCACUGGAGCACCGCGCGCCGUUUCCUCCAUAAACCAACUUCAUUUCAUCUAAUUUCCCCACUGGAGCACCUCAGACCGACGAGCCAUCUUCUCUGGGUCAGGUUUUUCGGACAGUGAUGCAGAAGCACAACAACUUCAACCUGGCAGGAGGUGGAUCCCAUGGGGAGAGCAAGAGCCAGCAGCCAUUGUUGUUCUACAAUAAUGAGGUUCAUCACGACAGGCGGAUGAAGGCACCACCGUCUGCGGAUGAGCGGCCAGGAGUUUGUUCUAGAAGUGGUGCAGGAGGAUCUCUUUCUUCAUCAUCUCGUGGAAGAACUAGUACUGGACGUGAAUUUAGAGCAACAACAACUUCCAAUAAUAUCAUCCCACGAGGACCUUCUUCAACAAGGAAGAUAUUUUUAUCUUCCGCCUCUGCCCGAAUACAAGCAGCAGCGCCUCCUCCCACAGUUUUCUUCUAUGGCGAGGUAGAGCCAGAAAAGACGACGAGAUUGAUAGAUGGCUACGUGUCUGGCACGCAAACUGGCAGUACGAAGAAGAUGAGUGGGGAGGACUACCACGACUUGGCGGAUGAGAUAGCGGAGGUGGAGAGCUUGUGCGCCUCUAGGGAUUCUGAAGAUGCUUCAUCUUCAGCAUUCUCGUCUACCAGAAGAUCCAGCACAACACCAUUUGCAGGCUUGCUGUUAGCGGCUUGUAAAAUAGUCAGCCAGUUUCGAUCCGACGCUGCAGCACUCGAGUGGGAGUUGCUAGCCCAGUUUCAAGACGAUCGAUUGCACAAGCUGGAGAAGGCGAGAGAGUCGAAAGACCUGAUAAUAACGACACUGGAAGCUAGAUUAGAGUUAUGUUCUUGAGAAGAGAAUUUUUGGAGGUGGAAGUACUUUUUCUAAUAAGCUUGCUAGAAUAGAUGUGGACUUAAAGCUCUCUUUCCAUUUACAUAAUAAGCUUGCUACAACUCAGUCCUCCUACUUGUUGUUGAGCGUCGUCGUCAUGGUUUCAAUGUCUUUCACCUCUAAUCUCAGCUAUCGCCCUCAGCGACAAAGAACGUCUCCAUGUUGGCGAAAUCGAACGGUUGGAGACCAAAGUCGUCGAAAUGGAGGACCGCUUAAAUGACGAGAAGCGACAUAAAAAGGAGAUAGAGAAACGAUUAGCGAAACGAGAUAAGAUGUUGGAGAAGAUGAUGGCUGAUGCACGAUCGAAAAAGCAUCUGGAAGAUGUCACCGGAGGAUAUUUCUCUGGAGUGAAUAUGUUCAAAACUACUACGAAUGCCUCCAUAAGGAAUGAGCAGGAAGAAAGUACUGAGCAGGUAGUAGCGCCACCAGCAACAACAGGAGUUGAACAGCCAGUGCUCUCCACUGCAAGUGCAACACCAGCAUCCUUGCGUAUUUCUUCACGUCCUCGUAGAGACACAGCAGACUCGAGUCAAUUUUUGACGCCACUCGCUACUAUGGCUUCUUCGGAGCAAGUUAAGGCUCCAUCCCCUAAUCCAUCUCUUCCAGAGGCAUCCUGGGGAGGCUUAUUCCAAGGGCAAGGAUGCGUCUCGCGAUGGAUUACGGCGACUUUUAAGCAAGGGGUUGAAGCGGAAGAUGAGGAAAUUGAUGAACAAGUAGUCGUGCCUGAACAAGUAGUACGAAAGAACGGACAACGCGAUGAAGUAGAUUCAUCAUACCAGGAGUCGAGAAGUGCAGGGGAGGUAGUCCUACCAGCAGAAGAUCAGUGGUCGUCUACACGGACAAGUGCUAGGAACGAGCUAGCGCCAUCAGAAAAUGAGGAAGAUGAAGAGGCUGCGAAUUCGAAUAUGCCUGAAGGUUCUCGCAUACCUUCUUCCGGAGAAGGAGGUGCUGGCUCAUCUUCUAUGUUCCAUUUCUAUGCGGCGAAAGACGACGAGGAUGUUGACGCGGUGCCAGAGCCAACCUCUUCUAGGAGAAAGAAUAGUCAACAGCAAGAACAACAAUUUCCAACCAGCAUAACAAUCCCAACCACGACGACCACCACCGCCACGACUGAGAGGGCCAUCUACAAACGGUAUCGAGAAGCCUUGAAGCAAGAGCAAGAACAGAUAUUAUCCCAAGCUGCUGACGUCGCAGAGGAACAAGAGGAGAUGACUCCAACAGCGAGAGCGGACGUACAAGCACUGCUUGAGGAAGUGGAUAGCUUGAUUGGGAGAAGAGACGGGGUAACGUGAGGCAGUAGAUGGGGAUAGCUUGAUUGGAGAAGGGAUGGAGGGGUGACAUAAGGAAGUUGGUGGGGAUUUGAUACAUUGAGAAUAUUGCUCAAUCGAAGAUCGUUUAAAAAUAGCGAAGAUCAAGAUCGUUUAAUAGCUUUAGCUAGUAUGGUAUAGAAAAUUGCGACGUCAAAAAUUGUAUUGUUGUAUUAAUGCUAAAGAUCGUAUGGCAGUCUUAAAACGUUAUUUUAGCAAAACGUUAAAAGUUGAUUUUUUAAAAUAGCCGACUAGAUUCCUAAGAAGUCAAUUUUUAACGUUUUGCUAAAAUAACGUUUUAAGACUGCCAUAGAUCGUGAUUGGUUUCCUUUUCAUGACAAGUUUCGUCAACCAGAGAUUGAUGUUGUUUCGACAAGUUUCUACAAAGAGUUACAAAUUUGUGGAAGAUGCCACAAAUAUCAUGGGUUUCCGUUUCGAUAGAGAUUAGUUUCAAGUAGGAUUACGAGUACAACUGUUGCUGACGAUGCAGCUGGUACCGGUUUCGCUUUGGUUACUACAAAUAGAGAUUACAAACACAUAGAGAAUACAAAGAGAGACUACACUCACAGCGACGCUGCAGUAGCUAAAGCUACAGUUCUUUUUUUCGUCGUUUUUUCGUGGUCGCUGGAUAAUUUCUUGAUGCAGCAA
Amoebophrya sp. A25 is the source of this 4682-nucleotide messenger RNA. Lineage: Eukaryota; Dinophyceae; Syndiniales; Amoebophryaceae. The record is from the annotation of a GenBank genome assembly.